This is a messenger RNA of Clupea harengus (Atlantic herring), 1775 nucleotides long. RefSeq names its product angiopoietin-related protein 3-like. NCBI's taxonomy places the organism in Eukaryota, Metazoa, Chordata, Actinopteri, Clupeiformes, Clupeidae. Gene Ontology annotation, biological process: phospholipid homeostasis; cholesterol homeostasis; phospholipid catabolic process. The record is from RefSeq and is a predicted model, not a curated record.
CACUGACUUGGGCCGUCUUUAUUCCAGAGGAGAUCGAGGAGACACGGGCUGGCCGACGCCACAGAGAAAGGACUUCAGAAACAACAGGAAUGAUGAAGCUGCUGGUCCUGCUGGUGCUCGUGGCCGUCGCUCAGGGUUUCCCUGCCUCCAGUGGCAAGGAAGCAGAGACCCGGUCCGUCUUCGCCCCUCUGGAUGACGUCCGUCUCCUGGCCAACGGGCUCCUCCAGCUCGGCCACAGUCUGAAGGACUUUGUGACCAAGACCAAGGGCCAGAUUAACGACAUCUUCCAGAAGCUCAACGUCUUCGACCGCUCGUUCUACCAGCUCGCCACCCUGGCCAGCGAGAUCAAAGAGGAGGAAGAGGAGCUGAAGAAAACCACCGUCGUCCUCAAGGCCAACAACGACGAGAUCAAGACUCUGUCCCAGCAGAUCAACUCCAAGGUGGAGGACAUCAUACGGGAGCGGAGCCAUCUGCAGAGCCAGGUUGGCGACUUGGAGGAAAAAAUGAGUGGCUUGUCCCAGGGCCUGCUCUCCUCCGACCAGCUCUCGGAGAUCAAUGCUCUCAAGGACGUGAUUCACACCCAGGAGAAAAGCAUCACAGACCUCCUGAAAGCUGUGAGGGAACAAAGCGAACAGCUCAACUUCCAAAGAACCCAGAUCAAGAGCCUGGAAAAGAAGAUCACUGACAGCACCCUUCAGGAGACUUUUAGAAGGGUCUGGAACAUGGAGACUCACAGCGUGUCAGGGUACUUGGCGGACAACUCCACCAACGACGUCUCUGUCUUGGAUGAUCUCCCAGCUCACUGCAGUGAUGUGUAUGCAAGAGGUCAGAGAAACAGUGGCCUGUACCCCAUCCAGCCCAACCAGUCCCAGCCCUUCCUGGUGUACUGUGAAAUGACAGCUGAUGGUGCUGCCACAGUCAUUCAGCGGAGACAGGACGGCUCUGUGGACUUUGACCAAACCUGGAGAAAUUAUGAAGAGGGGUUUGGCAACUUCAAAGGAGAGUUCUGGCUCGGCUUGGAGAAGAUCCACGCCAUAACUCGGCAGAACGACUCGGUACUGCGGAUCCAGGCAGAGGACUCGAAGCAGGGGAGGCAUGUGGUGGAGUACCACUUGAUGAUGGAAGAUGCCAGCUCUGACUACACGAUCCACCUCAGGCUGACAGACAGUGACCUGCCUCAUAUGGUGGGAAACAGCAGUGCCAUCAGGUUCUCCACCAAGGACCGCAUGAACGAUGAACACCAGGACUCCAGCUGCGCCAACGACUAUACAGGGGGCUGGUGGUUCAGCGCUUGCGGCGACAUCAAUCUUAACGGGAGGUACACCCACGGGAAGCCGCCGCGCGGCCGCACCGAUCGCACCGAUCGCAGGAAAGGAACGCACCCGAAGACCCACGGCGGGAGCUCCUUCCUACUCAAGUCCUCCCAGAUCACAAUACUGCACGGCUCAAACGCACACACCCCUACGCAGGGAACGCCUAAAUAAAAAGGUCCUCUUCUCAUUCACUCUGUAUACAUAAACAUCGACACUGACUGCCCUGACGGUAAUUUGUAGCAACAAUAAUUUGACAUUUAUAAUAUUUUCUGAUAAGGCUCAGAUUGGAACACGGUUACUGUUGCUGUUACUGAAUGUUGUUGCGUACAGCUGCUAGUGUUAAGCUUUAUUAACAUAGUUCUCAUAAGACACACAGUGGAAAUCAACUUGAUUUCUGUUUGGUUUGUAUGGUGCUAACAGGUUGAAACCUUACAUAAAGAUUAUUUUGAUUUUCAGUAGCGA